AUGCAUUUUUCUAGUUUGAUUCCCGCUUUGGGGGGUCUUGUGGCUGUUGCCACUGCCUCGCCUCACCUUCUCGGCCUCGGUCUCGAUGUCGACGUUUCGCUCGGAGGAAACAGUGCUGGAGCUUCUAAGCCCGUUGACACUUCCUCCAAGGGUCUCGACCUAGCUCCCACCACUGCCGCCGUUAGCCAAAAGGGAGGUCUUCCUUCUACCUGCAGCUUGGCCAACAGCUGGGAGAACCAUGUUCUCUUCGACGGUAUCGCUGCUCCUGCAUCUGGCGCUGCUGCCGCCAUUAAGCUUGGUCUCAACCUUCCCAAUGCUCAGAUCGAGGGUGAUGCUACUCUUGAGCUUGUGAAGGACUUCCUUAAGGAGCCUCGCGUCCGUAUUGGUCUUGGUGCUAUCAAGGCUUAUGUCGAGCUCGACAUUUCUGCUUCCGCUGCUGUUCACGAAUCCAUUGAACUCUUCGCUUCUUCUGCUCUUCAGCUUGAGGUCCCCGGUCUUCUUGAGGCUGAGGCCGGUGCUGCCCUCGCUCUUGACCUUGUCGUCGGUGUCGAUGCUGCUAUUGACCUGUCUGCUGGUGUCUACCUUGCCUUCGGCGAGGAGGCUUUCGUUGAGGUUUCUCUUCUCACUAAGGAGAUCGUUGACGUCUCCCUUGAGGGUCUUGUUGCUAAGGCUCUUCCCAUUGGCGUUGCUGCCGAGGUUGACCUCUCUGCCGAGGUUUCUCUUACUCUUGGCCUCCGCCUCCGAACUGAGAUCGAUCUUUCGGCCGAGCUUGACAUUCCCGUUCUCGACAUUGAGGCUGGUGCCAAGAUUGCUGUCUGGGUCAGCCUUUUCGAGUACACUGCCGUUCUCAUCGCCACCGACAACUGCGCCGUCUCCGUCGAUGAGCUCAUUUCUCUUACUCUUGGUCUCGCUGUCGAGCUCAACGUUGAGGUCGGCGACAUUCUCGACAUCAGCCUUGCUCCUACCCUCACCGUCACCCUUGCUACUGCUGCUCAGGCCAAGGUCUGCCAGCCUAACCGCGGUACUCCUGGUGGCUUCAUUGAGAAGCAAGGUGGCCCUUCUACCACUCACACUCAGGUCGUCUCUCUGUCUACUCUCCCUGCUGGAGGCUCUGAUUCUACCACCGGCUCUGCUCUCCCUGAUGCCACUGGUUCUGUUGACGCUUCUGGUUCCGCUGAUGUUACCGGCUCUGCCACUGCUGACUCUUCUGACGUUUACCCCGUUCCUGGUGCCUCUGGCUCUGAGACUUACCCUGCUGGUGCCGAGACCACUGGCUCCGGUGCUUACCCCAUCCCUGGUUCCGGUUCUGAAUCUAGUGCUUCUGCUGGUGCCGAGACUACUGGUUCUGGCUCUGGUGCCUACCCUGCUCCCGGUGCCUCUGGCUCUGAGACUUACCCUGCCGGUGCUGAGACUACCGGCUCUGGAUCUGGUGCCUACCCUGCUGGCCCUGGCUCCUCUUCCGCUCUCGCCAAGCCCCAGACCACCGGCGAUGUCACCAGCACCGUCACCUCCACCCACGUCUACACCAUCACCAGCUGCGCUGCCUCCGUCAUCAACUGCCCUGCCCGCUACACCCAAAAGGUCGUCACCUCCACCGUCAUCGAGAGCACCUACGUCUGCCCUGCUACCGAGACCGGUGCCGUCCCCGCUACCACUACUGCUCACUCCACUAAGGUCCAUGUUCCCGUUACCACCAUCACUGACACUCUCACCACGAUUGUGCCUUGUAAGACCCGAACUACCAAGACCUUCCACCCUCCUACUACUCCUCCUCCUGCUCCUACCGUCACCAUCGUCGACACCACAACCUACUGCCCUGAGGAGGGAAAGACUGCUCGGCCUUCCAAGGGCCAGACUACUUUCCAGGUCGUGACCACUGCUUCCCCCAGCACCAAGGCUUACGAGGUCCCCAGCCACGCUGCUCCUACCACCGAGGGUGAGGAGAAGCCCACGGCUGAGGUUCCCGUUCCUGGCAAGCCCACUGGCGAGGCUCCCGUUCCCGAGAAGCCUACUGCUGGAUACCCCACUCCUGAGAAGCCCACCGGUGGCAAGCCUGUGGCCCCUCCCGCUCACAGCGCCCCUUACCCUCCCAGCAACGGAACUGUCUCUACCCACGUUCCCGUCUACCCAGCUCCUGUUCCCACCACUGCCGUCCCUGUGGUCCCCGCUCCCGGCACCACCGCUGGCUACGCGCCCCCUCCCGUUGUCUCUCAGCCCGGAGUUGUUCCUCCUGCUGCUGAGACUCCCGUGGCCACUCCCGUUCCCACCACUCCUGUUCCCGUCAGUGGUGCCAGCGUGGUUCGCACUGGCUUCAUGCUGGCUCUCCCAGCUGCCCUUGCUUUCUUCAUGUAG
Messenger RNA from Fusarium mangiferae, 2352 nucleotides. RefSeq lists its product as uncharacterized. Bases 1 to 2352 code for a protein of 783 amino acids. The record is from RefSeq and is a predicted model, not a curated record. The transcript has a single exon. NCBI's taxonomy places the organism in Eukaryota, Fungi, Ascomycota, Sordariomycetes, Hypocreales, Nectriaceae.